ACCGAGAUGAGUCAAACCGUCAGACACCAUCUGCACCCUGCACAGAGCACAUCCAUGCCUUGGAUAGCUCACCUGGAGGGCUCAGCCCAGGCAGCGGAAGCAAAGAAGCCCUGGCUGACUGGGGGGCGUCUGGUAGCUGAACCUUUUCAGUGUCCCAAGUGCAGCUGGGUGAUCUGGUUCGUUUCUGACUGAUCCCAGAAGGUAGACAAGGCCUGUGAAGACAGCAGUGAGAGGAAAUUUGGCCUUGAAUGGAUGUACUCUACCAGGGCUUGAGAUCUGCUGACCUGGAGACUCUUGUAUAACUCCAUCCCUUCAUCCUCAGCUCUGGACCUGAAUAGGUGCCUGAGAAAAAGGUGCCUGAGCUUCGUUAAUAACCCUGAAGCACUCACUCAGUGCUGAAGUGCCAAGCAUUAAAAAGAGUCCAUGAAGAAAUGGAAAAGCAGGAUGAUGGAGCUCGCUGACUGCAGGACAAGAUGAAGUUUCCGGCCACGUGACUUUCAGCUUACAUCCCUGAGGUUCUGAGAAACCACAGGAGGCUGAGACCUAAAGGGAAGGUGCAGAGGCUCUGAGAGGAGCGAAAGUGUCGGAGUGCUGGGCAAGAGGACAGAGACCUUCUGGGACGGGUGAGAGUAGGAAGCCAAGGGCCACAUCAGAGGUGACAGAGGAGGACAGAGGAGAGGCAGAGAAGCAAGACAGAAAGCAGGCACACCAAGAGCACAAAGGAAGCAGAAGAGACCCUGGGAGCCAGAAACACCAGCUAUGCCCCACAGCUCUGACAGCAGUGAUUCCAGCAGCUUCAGCCAGUCUCCCCCUCCCAGCAAGCAGGACUCUUCUGAUGACAUGAGAAAAGUCCAAAGGAGGGAGAAGAAUCGUAUUGCUGCCCAGAAGAGCCGCCUGAGGCAGACCCAGAAAGCAGACACACUGCACUUGGAGAGUGAAGACUUAGAGAGACAGAAUGCUGCCCUGCGCCGGGAGAUCAAGCAGCUGACAGAGGAAAUGAAGCACUUCACAUCGAUGCUGAGCUCCCAUGAACCCUUCUGCUCCAUCCUGACAUCCCCUCCACCGCCUCCAGAAGUGCUUUAUGCCACACACUCUUUUCAUCAGCCCCACAUUAGCUCCCCACGCUUCCAGCACUGAGCCAGCCAGGAGGACAGCAGCCUGCUAGCUCCACUGAUGGCAAGAAGUAACUUUGUGGGGCUUGCUUUCCCAUCCAAGGGAAGGAAUUGGACAGACGGACAUUCCUUCUUAAAGUAUGUAUUCUGAGUGACUUGCCUAAGACUUGCUCCCUGUGCAGAAAUGGCUGAGCCACCGUGAGGCAUCUUUGGACAGUUUCCAGCUUGGAUUCUGGGAGGAAGAGGCAGUCACAAAAGGGCACCAUCCCCCUUCUCUGGUCCUUGUUUGGGGAGACUCAGGGGAGUGUGCAGCACCGGCAGCCUCCGUAAGAGCAGCUGGCUGUGGCAUGCAGCCAGACCUCCAGGAAGAAGAAAGGGAGCAGGAGUGGAGGGGAAGGUUGGGGGUCACAGAAUGUCAGGGCAAAACUGGUUUAU
Molecule: messenger RNA, 1547 nt
Organism: Serinus canaria (Common canary)
Lineage: Eukaryota; Metazoa; Chordata; Aves; Passeriformes; Fringillidae
Gene: BATF
Product: basic leucine zipper ATF-like transcription factor
Exons: 5
Coding region: 760-1137 (125 amino acids)
Biological process (GO): regulation of transcription by RNA polymerase II
Cellular component (GO): nucleus
Molecular function (GO): DNA-binding transcription factor activity, RNA polymerase II-specific; RNA polymerase II cis-regulatory region sequence-specific DNA binding
Source: RefSeq, a predicted model, not a curated record